Molecule: messenger RNA, 480 nt
Organism: Poeciliopsis prolifica (blackstripe livebearer)
Lineage: Eukaryota; Metazoa; Chordata; Actinopteri; Cyprinodontiformes; Poeciliidae
Product: sperm-associated antigen 8-like
Exons: 5
Coding region: 113-397 (94 amino acids)
Biological process (GO): positive regulation of transcription by RNA polymerase II
Cellular component (GO): nucleus; cytoplasm
Molecular function (GO): microtubule binding
Source: RefSeq, a predicted model, not a curated record
GGGUGCAAAAUGGAGACUUUAUCUGUUCGGUGCUUCUUACGUCCCUCCGAAGAGUCCGGGAGUGAGGGUCAAAGGCGUCAGGAAGGAGCUGCUGGAGAAUCAUUUAUCCCAGAUGAUGCGACAGAAGAUUCUGGCCGAGCUGAAGCCAGUAGGAGAGUAUCUACCGGAGUACGGGACCACACAUCAGAGGCAUUUCUGCGCUCCAGGAUUCGUCCCCAGCAAAGCGAAACCGUCGACGGAUCACGACUACAGAAACGAGGAGGCCAUCACGUUCUGGAGCGACAACUACCAGCAGAUCCAGCGCGUGUCGGCCAUCAAGAACCCCAACGAUCCUUUCAAGAAGUCGUCUCUGUUCAGCACCAGGAUCCAGGACCGGCUGGAUGACGAGGAGCCGUGACGCCUGAGCUCCUCCUGCAGUUCCUCACCUGUCCACCAGGUGCGCCGAUAGCUAAUAAAACCCGUCUGGUUUGGGUUUAUUUU